Messenger RNA from Gigantopelta aegis, 4892 nucleotides. Its product is annotated as RNA polymerase-associated protein CTR9 homolog. Gene Ontology annotation, molecular function: RNA polymerase II complex binding. The transcript has 24 exons. Bases 7 to 3678 code for a protein of 1223 amino acids. NCBI's taxonomy places the organism in Eukaryota, Metazoa, Mollusca, Gastropoda, Neomphalida, Peltospiridae. Gene Ontology annotation, biological process: regulation of DNA-templated transcription. The record is from RefSeq and is a predicted model, not a curated record. Gene Ontology annotation, cellular component: Cdc73/Paf1 complex.
AGAAGAAUGGCGGGCGGAUCCAUCGAAAUCCCAUUGCGGGAUACAGAUGAAGUGAUAGAAUUGGAUUUGGACAGCUUGCCUGAAGGUGAAGAGGUUCUGAAUAUUCUUCGACAAGAAAUUGCUCCACUUCACAUAUGGGUCACACUUGCACUUGAGUACUACAAGCAAGGCUAUGUGGAAGACUUUGUCAAGAUUCUGGAGCUGUCUCGGACCGAUGCCAGCCUCGAUUAUUCCAACUUUGAGCGAGACCAGAUGCGCUCGCUGGACACGCUGGCAGCAUACUACGUGCAGCAGGCACACAAGGAGAAGAACAAGGAUGACAAGCGAGAGCUCUUCACCAAGGCCACGCUCUUGUACACGACGGCCGACAGAAUCAUCAUGUAUGACCAGAAUCACCUUCUGGGUCGUGCUUACUUCUGUUUGCUGGAGGGAGAUAAGAUGGAACAGGCUGACGCUCAAUUUAACUUUGUUCUGAAUCAGUCGAGUAACAACAUUCCUUCGUUGCUUGGAAAAGCGUGUAUAGCAUUCAACAAGAAAGACUACAGAGGAUCGCUGGCAUACUACAAGAAAGCUCUUCGCACAAAUCCUAACUGCCCUGCUUCUGUCCGACUCGGAAUGGGCCAUUGUUUUGUUAAACUUAAUCGACCUGAAAAAGCCAGAAUGUCGUUUGAGCGUGCGCUGAUGCUGGACCCGCAGUGUGUUGGGGCGCUGGUCGGCCUGGCGAUCCUCGAGCUGAACGCAAAGACCCAGGAGUCGAUCAAGAACGGGGUGCAGCUUCUGUCCAAGGCCUACACCAUCGACUCUUCCAACCCCAUGAUGCUCAACCACCUCGCUAACCACUUCUUCUACAAAAAGGACUAUCAGAAGGUUCAGCACUUGGCACUGCAUGCUUUCAACAACACGGAGAAUGAAGGGAUGAGGGCUGAGAGUUGUUACCAGCUCGCUCGAGCCUUCCAUGUCCAAAAUGACUUUGACCAGGCAUUUCAGUAUUACUACCAGUCAACCCAGUUCGCGCCGGCCAACUUCGUGUUGCCUUUCUUCGGACUGGGACAGAUGUACAUCUACAGAGGAGACAGCGAGAACGCCUCCCAGUGCUUUGAAAAGGUGUUAAAAGCACAACCUGGUAAUUACGAAACAAUGAAGAUCCUAGGAUCUCUGUACUCCAACUCAAACGAUCUGGAAAAGAAAGAUACUGCAAAGCAACACCUUCGCAAGGUUACAGAACAGUUCCCUGAUGACGUGGAGGCUUGGAUAGAGUUGGCUCAAAUAUUGGAACAGUCAGAUGUUCAGGGAGCACUGUCUGCUUAUGGUACAGCAACCCGCAUCUUGAAAGAAAAGGUUCAAGCUGAUGUCCCUCCAGAAAUCCUCAACAAUGUGGCUGCUUUACAUUUCAGACUUGGAAACUAUCAAGAAGCCAAGAAAUAUUACGAAGCUUCGUUGGAGAGAUCUCGAAACGAAGCACAGCAUGACGAGACAUACUACAGUGCUAUCUCCGUGACAACCACGUACAACCUGGCUCGACUCUAUGAGGCAUUCCAUGAGUAUGACAAAGCUGACAAGUUGUACAGAAACAUUCUGCGAGAACAUCCCAAUUAUGUCGAUUGUUACUUGAGACUUGGGUGUAUGGCCAGAGAUCGGGGUCAAAUUUAUGAAGCCUCAGAUUGGUUCAAAGAAGCUCUUCAGAUAAACCAGGAUCACCCAGAUGCAUGGUCACUGAUUGGAAAUCUCCAUCUCACCAAACAGGAGUGGGGUCCAGGGCAGAAGAAGUUUGAACGAAUCUUGCAGCGACCUAACACCAAAGAUGAUGCCUACUCUCUCAUCGCCCUUGGCAACGUAUGGCUGCAGACUCUACACCAGCCAAUGAAAGACAAGGAGAAGGAAAGACGACACCAAGAUCGGGCGCUGGCUAUGUUCAAACAAGUUAUGAGGAAUGAUCCAAGAAAUAUCUGGGCCGCUAACGGCAUUGGAUGUGUGUUGGCACACAAGGGUUGUAUUAACGAAGCGAGAGAUGUUUUUGCCCAGGUGAGGGAAGCCACGGCAGACUUCUGUGAUGUGUGGCUCAACAUAGCACACAUCUAUGUGGAACAGAAGCAGUAUGUCGGGGCUGUUCAGAUGUACGAGAAUGCCCUCAAGAAGUUCUUCAUGCACAACCACGUGGAGGUGAUGGUUUACCUUGCUCGGGCAUACUUCAAAUGUGGCAAGCUCAAGGAAUGCAAAGAAGUUCUUCUGAAGGCCCGUCACAUUGCCCCCCACGACACUGUUCUCCUCUUCAACAUUUCCCUCGUUCAACAGAAGUUGGCAACGUCCAUCUUGAAGGAUGAGAAGAGUAAUCUAAAGACAGUGCUCAGUGCUGUGCGUGAUCUGGAGCUGGCACACAGAUAUUUCAGUUACUUGGGGCAGUUUGGUGAUCGCAUGAAGUUUGAUCUGAACCAGGCGUCAGCUGAAGGAAGACAAUGUUCCGAUUUGCUCAGUCAGGCCCAUUAUCAUGUGGCAAGAGCACGGAAGAUAGACGAAGAGGAACGAGAGAUGAAGAAACGACAGGGGGAAGAACGAGAAGCUUUGAAACAAAAGCAGAUGCUUAUUCAGGAAGAGAAACAGAAGCAGAAGGAAGAACUAGAAAAGAAGAUGCUGGAGCAAAGAGCGGUGUUCGUGGAGAAGGCCAAAAAGAUCUCUGUGAUGCCAGAAAUGGAAGAGAAACCAAAGAAAUCUAAAGGGCGUAGUCGACGGGCUGACGACGGGGAGAUAAUGUCUGAAAAUAGCUCGGACGAAGCUCCUCGCAGAAAGAGGAAGAAGAAGAAGGGAUCGAGUGGAUCUGAGAUGGACGCCGACGAUGAUCGCGAAAACAGGAAGAAGAAGAUGACAAAACGAAGGUCCAAACGAGACCGUGAUGACAGCGAUGACGAGGGUGGCCGAGGACGUAAACGUCGUAAACAGAAGGACAAGAGGAGGAAGGAGAUAGCUGACGACGAUGGGCUGACCGCCAAACAGAGGAGCAAGAUAAAGUCGAAGGCCAUUCUGUCGUCCAGUGAAGGGUCCGAGUCCGGAGGGGACGAGACUCUGAAAAUUGAUGUGGCUGGUAGUGACCAUGAGGAAGGAGGUGUUGGCAAGAGGAGACGGAUAUUGUCAUCUGGAAGCGAGAGCGAAGGUCAGGCUUCGAGGAAAGCUGGGUCAGGAGAGGAAUCGGGUGGCAACAGAAGAUCUCGAGGGUCAGGGUCAGAGUCCGAUAAAAGAAGUGGCUCGGAGUCUCGAUCAAGGAGCCGUUCUCGAUCCAGAUCACGAUCACGGUCACCCGCGAAAUCGGAAUCAGAGUCCAAUGCAGGGAAACCAGGAAGUGACAACGAAGGAAGCGUGCGUUCAGGGGCUGGCUCUGCCAGGGAGUCGGGGGGAGAGUCUCCGAGAGGAUCUGGUGGAGGGUCUCCUGCAAGAUCUGGUGGAAGUUCUCCUGCUAGAUCUGGGGGAGGGUCUCCUGCAGGGUCUGGGGGAGGUUCUCCUGCAGGGUCUGGGGGAGGGUCUCCUGCAGGGUCUGGGGGAGGUUCUCCUGCAGGGUCUGGGGGAGGUUCUCCUGCAGGGUCUGGGGGAGGUUCUCCUGCCGGGUCUGGGGGAGGUUCUCCGAGAGAGUCCGGGGGAGAGUCUCCUCGUGGUUCAGGAGUUGGAUCUGGUGAAGAGGACAGCGACUAAUGUAAAAGUGAUUGCCAUCAUGUACAGUGUAAACCAGCUCUCGGGGUACUUUCUCAUGUCAAGUGUUUACAGAUCUGGUCAAAAAACAAAUGGGACUGAUUUGAAUUUAUAUUCAGUGAACAGUCACAGUUAAGACAGGCAGUUUAUGCUGAGGAAUCCAGUUCAACAUGUGAUGCUGAGUCAAGUAUACAGCUGUCAUUAUCAAUAUUACAUUCAUUUCAUUUUUUUUUUUUCAUUUUAAGUUUGUCAUAUCUUUAUUACAAGGAACAUUUUGUUCAAACUUGUGUUGCAAUUCACUUUGCAAGUUUUAGAGAUCACUUCAUGAAUCUAAAAUGUUGCUAAUGAAAAACAAAUUCAGAUUAAUGUUGGCACCUCAACAGUUACUGUUGAACUUUUGGUGGUCAGUAAUUUGAAUUUUGAAAGGUGGUAAAUGAAUGUCUAUGUGGUGAUGACUUUGGUUGCACAGAAUGACAUUUUGAGAAAAAACUACAUUUUUAAUGAUGGCAACAAAGAAAAGAUAAACAGUUAAUCUUACCUAAUGUUUCAGGUGCAAAAUGUGACUAACAUUCAGUCAGUCCUUAGGAACUGGGGGAUGGGCCUGUGCCCCUACCCCUCCCUUACUCACUUAAGGACGAAAAUAUAUGGGGGUUUUGUCUUCCAUAUAAAGAUAAAAAAAACUGGCUUGUGCUUCUACCACUAGAGACUGUGUUUCCCUCUACUGAAGAUUUUGCAUCCACCCUCUCUUCAGAUGUGGUUCCCAUGGCCUAUUUUAUGGAGAUAAAUAAGGUUCAAAAUUACAAUACAUUGUACAACUAAAACGAAAUGGGCUACAAAACGGUUAAAUUCUUUAUUUGAUGAUGGUAAAAGCCAAUGGUGCAGUUCAGUUGAUUAUUUACUUUGGUUCUGAAGAAUUUUAAUGAAAUCUCAUGUUUCUAUAGUUUGAGAAUCUGCUCAUAGUAAAAGCAACAUUUGUUUGGAUGUUUAGUUCAUGCCUUCACAAACUCUUUUAAACUGUGACUGGGGGGGCGGGGGGAGGGAAAGGAAAUUAUUACACUGACAGAUUGAGACUGUCCUCAUUGUUUAAUAAGUCUGUUUGUUUGUUUGGUUUGUUUGAUGAGACCACUAGAGCACAUUGAUUUAAUUAAUCAUCGGCUAUUGGAUGUCAAACAUUUGGUAAUUCUGACACUUAGUCAUCAGAGGAAACCUGAUACAUU